Molecule: messenger RNA, 3865 nt
Organism: Marmota flaviventris (yellow-bellied marmot)
Lineage: Eukaryota; Metazoa; Chordata; Mammalia; Rodentia; Sciuridae
Gene: Znf219
Product: zinc finger protein 219
Biological process (GO): regulation of DNA-templated transcription
Cellular component (GO): nucleus
Molecular function (GO): DNA-binding transcription factor activity, RNA polymerase II-specific; RNA polymerase II cis-regulatory region sequence-specific DNA binding
Source: RefSeq, a predicted model, not a curated record
AUUUUUGCAUUGGAUAUGAGUCCAGCUUCUCAGGAGAUGUUUUGCUUGCAGUUUUAGGGGCCCUAGAAUCUUCUCAAAAUCAGAAUAUGUGCCCAUAGGUUAGUCAGCUAUGACCAUGCAGUAUUCCCAGCCUCCACCCCCCCUCCCUCCUGGCCAUCUGCUUCCUCUGAAUAUACCAGAUUGGCUGUACACCAGGAUGUUCCGGGAAUCCCCAGGAGAGCAACAGAAUGUGAGGGACCCAAAUACGAUGCCUCAGUAACUCAUUCCAGGAUGUACAAACUGUAACUGUCAGGACACUCCUUAUAGCUAAUUAAAAAUUUUCUAGUUACAUCUAUUUUCUAAUACCUCUAUUUUCAGUGACAUCCAAAAGGCCAAAAUAAUCCUCUGGUACCACUCUCCCCUGACCCUCUGUGGUUCCCAGAUAGGGGGAGAAAAUCCUCCAGCUUUUCUCAGUGCUUUAUCUGUGAUGCUAAAAUGGCAAACAUGGCCUCUCUAGGACUUCAUAGUUCUAUCUAUGGUACUGAGGUGGCCAAAGUGGCUUCUCUGGUAGCCCACUGCACUCUCCAUGGUACUGAAGGAAUGACCAUUUGUUUCAACAUCUCGGGUCUAGAAGAGUCCUGUUAUUUAGACCCACAAAACUUUUAAGCUGGAAGGCAACAUCAGUAAAAAUUAGUCCAACCUACUUACAUUAUAAAGGAUAAAUGAUUCACUGAAGGUUGGGUUUAAUAAUGGUAAAACUAGGUUUACAAUAGCCUUGUACCCCUUAAUCCUAUUCUGACUCACCUUCUGUGAAAUUAUUCAGUGAACCUGGCUAGGCUCUUGGCCCCAGGAAAGGGGUUUGUUUGGAGGAUCCAGAGGAGGAAGGUGUACUCCCAAAUUUGGAGCUAUAGAAGAACACAUUAAAUGGUGACAGACGACAUCUAAUGGACCUUGGACAAGGAUAUUUUUGUUAAUUAAUUUCCUGUUAAUAUUCCCAGAGCCCUGAUUCUGCAUGUAACAGGUACUUGCCCCAUACUGAAGUCUUACCACAUCCACUAAACCUUGAAAAUUAAGGAAGCUCUGGACCUCCAGAGCCUUUUCUCUGCUGAUAAGCAGGGCUGACUCCUGGCCCAGUUCUCUUCUAUUAAAGAUCUGUAAGCAAGCUCCUCAGCACCUGUUGCCUUCAUUAGCAGCCUUUCCUCCUCUUCCCUGCACUCCCCAGAACCAAAGAAUGUGAAGGGGUUCCAUGGAGGGCUCACGUCCCCGCGUCCCUGGUGGCCAUUUAGCCCCGUCACCACCGGCCUUUGACGGCGAGCUGGAUCUGCAGCGCUACUCCAACGGGCCAGGUGUGAGCACGGGGUCGCCCGGGAUGGGAGCUGUGGGCUGGUCUGAAAGUCGAGCAGGCGAACGGCGGUUUCCCUGCCCUGUAUGCGGGAAGCGAUUCCGCUUCAACUCCAUCCUGGCAUUGCAUCUGCGAGCGCACCCAGGGGCUCAGGCCUUCCAGUGCCCACAUUGUGGCCAUCGCGCAGCACAGCGGGCUCUGCUGCGCUCGCACCUGCGAACACAUCAGCCUGAGCGUCCACGUAGCCCUGCCGCGCGCCUGUUGCUGGAGUUGGAGGAGCGCGCACUGCUGCGGGAGGCUCGCCUAGGAAGAGCCCGAAGCUCAGGAGGCAUGCAGGCCAACCCUGCCACUGAGGGCCAGGCACGGCCUCAGGUUCCUUCGUCAUCUGCCUUCCGUUGCCCUUUCUGCAAAGGCAAGUUUCGCACCUCAGCGGAGCGCGAACGCCACCUGCACAUCUUGCACAGGCCUUGGAAGUGCAGUCUGUGCAGUUUUGGCUCCAGCCAGGAGGAGGAGCUGCUACACCAUAGCCUGACGGCCCACGGGGCUCCCGAGCGCCCCCUGGCGGCCACCUCCACUGUGCCCCAGCCUCAGCCUCCACCCCAGCCCGAACCCAGAUCUGUUCCCGAGCCAGAACCAGAGCCUGAACGUGAGGCAACCCCUGCCUCUGCUCCUGCAGCUCCUGAGGAGCCCCCGGCGCCUCCAGAGUUCCGCUGCCAAGUGUGUGGCCAGAGCUUUACACAGUCGUGGUUUCUCAAGGGCCACAUGCGCAAGCACAAGGCCUCCUUCGAUCACGCGUGUCCCGUGUGUGGCCGCUGCUUCAAGGAGCCCUGGUUCCUAAAGAACCACAUGAAAGUGCAUGCCAGCAAGCUGGGUCCUCUCCGUGCCCCAGGUCCUGGCUCAGGGCCUGCCCGGGCACCCCAGCCUCCUGAUUUGGGGCUGCUGGCCUAUGAGCCACUGGGCCCUGCGCUUCUCUUGGCACCGGCACCCACUCCAGCUGAGCGUCGGGAGCCCCCGAGCCUCUUGGGUUAUCUAAGCCUCCGUGCUGGCGAAGCCCGGCCCAAUGGAGAAGGGGCUGAGCCUGGGGCCGGCCGUAGUUUUGGAGGCUUCCGCCCACUGCCAUCAGCUGUCCCAGCGCGGGCUCGAAGGCACCGUGUGGAGGAGCCUGAGGAGGAAGAGGAGGUGGUAGAGGCUGAGGAGGAGAACUGGGCCCGGGCCAGGUCACUGGGCCCUUUGGCCUCCCUGCACCCACGCCCAGGCGAGGGACCAGGGCACUCGGCGCCUUCUGUGGGGGCCCAGGCAAGAUCUACAGCCACACAGGAAGAAAAUGGGCUGUUGGCUGGAGGGACCCGGCCUGAAGGGGGCCGAGGGGCCACUGGCAAGGAUUGCCCCUUCUGUGGAAAAUCUUUCCGCUCAGCUCAUCACCUCAAAGUGCAUCUUCGAGUGCACACAGGUGAGCGCCCUUAUAAGUGUCCACACUGUGAUUACGCGGGCACCCAGUCUGGCUCACUCAAGUAUCACCUGCAGCGUCACCACCGGGAGCAGAGGAGUGGUGCAGGCCCGGGGCCACCCCCAGAGCCGCCACCACCUACCCAGCGGGGUUCAGCCCCAUCCUCAGGAGCCAAGUCGGCUCAGCAGUCUGCGACCUGGGUGGAGGGUGCUGCAAGUCCCCGGCCUCCUUCAGGUGGCGCUGGGCCGGGGUCCCGUCGGAAGCCCGCUAGCCCUGGGAGGACCCUGCGCAAUGGGCGAGGUGGUGAGGCCGAACCCCUGGACCUGUCCCUGCGGGCGGGGCCGGGAGGCGAGGCUGGGCCAGGGGGUGCCCUCCACCGCUGCCUUUUCUGCCCUUUUGCCACUGGAGCCCCUGAGCUUAUGGCCUUGCAUCUGCAAGUGCACCACAGCCGUCGGGCUCGGGGUCGCCGGCCUCCCCAGGCUGAUGCAUCUCCUCCCUAUGUCCGAGCACCAUCAGGAGAGACCCCUCCCAGUCCUUCGCUGGAAGGGGAGGAGGGCCCCGGGUUGUCGAGAUCUGGAGAAGCAGGGCCUGGGGGGCAAGAAAGGUAGGGAUCCCUCUUAGGGGUGAUUAGCUUAGUGAGCUUACCCCGCAGGAGCGGGGGAGCACUAGAGGUAGUUGGGUAGAGCAGCCAGCAGGGGGCAGUAUGGGACCCAAAUCCCAGCCCCAGGCGGACCAGAGGUGGAGGGGCAGUGGGCAAAGGAGGAUGGGCAGGCGAUACCCAUCCAGCCCAGGGGAGUCACAGUGCCUUAGAAGUGGCAGAGGUGAGGGUCAAAGAACGGGGUCCCAGGUCUGGCAGAGAGGAUUGUGUCCCUGUUGAGGAGACGCUCUGCCAGUUUUUGCUGGUCCAUAGGCGUGAGAGUUUAUUUUUGUACAAGGGGUGGGGGUGGGGGGGGCACUGUACCCUUCUAGCCCCAUCAGGGGCCCUGUAGACAUUGCUAUUUUUGGUACGAUUCCUGUCAUCCCUGUUGCAGAGUCGUGUCCCCAAUAAACAGGUGUCUUGAGGCACAAGGCCCUGUGUCCUGUCUGCCUAUGUCCUG